Messenger RNA from Phoenix dactylifera (date palm), 1930 nucleotides. The record is from RefSeq and is a predicted model, not a curated record. Lineage: Eukaryota; Viridiplantae; Streptophyta; Magnoliopsida; Arecales; Arecaceae.
AGAAGAGAGCAUUUCGUCCGACCGAAGCUCUCAGUUUUCCUCGCUCUUCUCCCUCCCUUCCUCCUUGUCUUGGAGACAAGAAGGCAAUUUGAAAAGAAGAAAAAGGGAAGAGCACUGAAAGCCAAAGAGAUUCUCCUCGGAAGAUCAGAGAUUUCUGCUCGAUCUUUCUUGUUCCCUUUCUUUUUUGGUUUCUGAGAAUUCCACUGCUAAUUCUUGUGAGACAUAGAAUUGAUCGAAGGAGCGGCGAAGAAUUUGAGCUCCAAAGGUUUGCAUUCUGGCACUGUCUUGAAUUUCUGUGGAUUUAUUGGAUUAACUUUUCUAAUUGGAUUAAGAGCAAAUCUGGAGAGAUUCGAGGAUCCAAUCUUUAUCCAGAUAACAGAUAUUAAGAGUCAAAAUUGGAAAUUGAAGCUUUCUUUCCCCUGGUUGAAGAUGUGUUUCCUCUUAAUAAUCCGUCCGGAUUCCUUUCAGUUCGACUGCAUUUUAACAUGAGCGCCGUCGAUCCCUGCUUUAAUUCUCUUAAGGUUGAUGAAAUAGAGUUCUAAACAGGCAUACUCUGAGCAGCAUUCAGAGGUUUGGACUCCGAUAACUCUCUGUUUUUAUUCCGUCUCCCUUUAUCCUUAGCAUGAACUAGAUAAGACCUUUCCUUUGAUUUCCAGAAGAUAAGAUCGGGACAAGCUCCGAUCGCAGCAACCAGUUCAAAAUCCCAUGUAUUUCAAAAAAAUCUUACAUGCUAAUCGUUUUCCAGAUCGUCAUCCUCCGAUCUCUCUGUUCCUAUUGCUGCUAAUCUAUUUCCUUUGAUUCGUUUCAGAAGCCCCAGAAAUCGCAUUCGUUCGAAGCCCGUUCAAUCAAUUACAAGCCAAGGCCUUGGCAUUGAAGGGAAAAUAGAUGGAAAGGGAGCCGAGGAAGCCCUAUCACACCCGUGGCUCGAGAGGGCUUAAUAAUAAUGCAGGCACCGGGUCGCCGGCCUUAUCCGAACCGGAUUUGCUGCUACACUGGGGGAACCGGAAGCGGCUGAGGUGCGUCAAGGUCCAGCGGAAGGACGACGCGGCCGCCGACAACAAGGCCGCCACCACGGUUCGGGUCGACCGUCGGGUCGUUCGGGCCGACAAGGACUCCGGCUCGGCUCCUCUUCCCCGCCGCACCUCCCCGACCCAGCAUCGCGCCUUAAGGAAUUCGGAAGCAGCGACGGCUGCGGCGGAGAUGAGAGGGCGGCAGCAGAGCAACGGCGGUCUCCGGGGGGUAGCGUCGCCGGAGCGGGCGGCGAAGGGUGGGAACGGCGCCGCUUCGGCGUCGUCGGAGGAGAAGAAGAAUGGGGGAACGGGCUCGUCGUCGGGGAGCGAGGGCACGGUAUGGCCCACGUUCGCGAUUGCGCUGACCAAUAAGGAGAAGGAGGAUGACUUCUUGGUCUUCAAGGGAUCCAAGCUCCCCCAAAGGCCCAAGAAGAGGGCCAAGUUCAUUCAAAGGACCAUUAACCUGGUGAGUCCAGGUGCUUGGCUGUGUGAUCUGACUCUAGAACGAUAUGAAGUCCGAGAGAAGAAGGUCUCGAAAAAGAGACCAAGAGGUUUAAAGGCAAUGGGUAACAUGCACAGUGACUCAGAUUAGUAGACGACAAAGGAGAGAGAAUCUGGAAGAAUAAGCCAGAGAUUGAGACCAUAUUUGAAGAUAGUCAUACUUGUUUCAAAACAUAGAGCAUCUAUAUUGCAUUUGAUCGCGCGUGCGCAGAGAGAGAGAUAGAGAGGGGAGGGGAAGGGAUGGGGGCCGGCGGCUAAGUGGAGGGGCUAAGUAAGCGUUGGGAGAGUUUUAAGGGAUGUUGGCUUUGUGCAGAGAGAAGCUUGUACCAUUCUUGUACAGAACUCUACGGAAUACUUUUAGAUUUCAAGCAUGUUUUUUUUCUCUUUUCAAUUAUCGAGUGUUGGAAUAUUUCAAAAUU